UUUUUUUCCUUUUUCUUUUUUUUUUCUUUCUUUCUUUCUAUUACUAUUUUAAACUAUUUGUAAUUUUAAUCAGUUUAUUAAACUUCAAUGCAACAAAAAUACUCUGAAGCUGAAUUCAAUACUGUAGAGGAUGCUCUCAAGGACUUUGCCAAUAACAAGUUUGUACUCGUUAUGGACAAUGAAGACCGGGAGAAUGAAGGCGAUUUGAUCAUUGCUGCUCAAAAUGUCACUACUGAACAAAUGGCUUUUUUGAUUAAAUAUUCAAGUGGUUAUAUAUGUGUACCUACAACGGAAGAAAGAUUAGAUGAACUGAAAUUACCAUUGAUGGUGCCGAAGAAUACAGAAUUGAUGCGUACAGCUUAUACGAUCUCAGUAGAUUAUGCUCAUGGAACAACUACCGGUAUUUCGGCUCAUGAUCGGGCCUUGACAUCUCGCAAACUUGCCGAUCCUACGGUACGACCUGAAGAUUUUUCUCGUCCUGGUCAUAUUCUUCCUUUACGCGCUGUCGCUGGUGGUACUCUUAAUCGAUUUGGACAUACUGAAGCUGCUGUGGAUCUUUGUGAAUUAGUCAACUUGCCUCCUGUUGCUUGUAUUGGUGAAUUAGUCAAAGAAGACGAUAUUACUGGAAGUAUGGCCAGACGUGAUGAUUGUUAUGCUUUUGCCAAGAAACAUGGUAUUCCAAUGAUCACUAUCAAGGAUUUGAUUGCUUACAAACGAAAAGUAUUGGGUUUGGAUAAUGCUUGAUUUGAUGGUUUUUUUUUUCUUUCUUCCUUAGAUAGUUGAUCUUUGAUGUAGAUGUACAACGCCUUUUUUUUUUUAUUGACUAUAUUAUUUGAUUUGUUUGAUAUUCAUCUUCCUUCACAAUUACACUUAUUGUCUUAGACUCUUUUCUUCCAUUCUUCUUAUUUUACCCUCUUUUAUUAUUAUUAUUAUUAUUAUUUCAUAUUAUACAGUUGUCUUUUUUUGUAUAUAACCUCUCUUUUAUAUGUAUUCCUUUAGCCGUUAACAAAAAAU
This is a messenger RNA of Halteromyces radiatus, 1014 nucleotides long. Its product is annotated as 3,4-dihydroxy-2-butanone 4-phosphate synthase. Gene Ontology annotation, cellular component: mitochondrial intermembrane space; cytosol. The transcript has 3 exons. The coding region runs from base 88 to 744 and encodes 218 amino acids. Lineage: Eukaryota; Fungi; Mucoromycota; Mucoromycetes; Mucorales; Cunninghamellaceae. The record is from RefSeq and is a predicted model, not a curated record. Gene Ontology annotation, molecular function: 3,4-dihydroxy-2-butanone-4-phosphate synthase activity. Gene Ontology annotation, biological process: aerobic respiration; riboflavin biosynthetic process.